CACGGCUCGCUCCAACGUGCGAGAGCUCGAGCGCUGCGUUUCGGCAGUGUGGGGAAGCGUAACGCGCGGCAGUGGUUCACUUCUGGGGUUCCAGCACUGUUUCUUUUUUUACUUUGCUAAGACAGAUGAGUCGCUUUGUGGUCCGAAACAGUUGGGGUUUUUUGUUGCGUUUUACACGUUACUGGAAUUUCGACUUUUCAGAAUAAACUGAACAACCUUCCCUGUCGCUGAGACCCGCACGGAGGAGAGUCCCGGGAUCCUUCCGUACAGUAGAGGAGGAAGGUGUCGGUCACGCGGGCGCGGGACUCGGUGGACUCUCGGCGACGAACGGCAGUGUCGGACAGCCCAGCGAGGUUAUGGCAACGGCACCCCGUCCGUGGAGCUGCUCGCCACUGUAGCGCUAGCGGACUCGGCUGGCCUCCGGUGCGUGUCCUCGGACCUGUCCCCGCGGCGAUCGCGUGCCAGUGGACGGUUGCCAACGUUUGCGGAUAACUGCUGUACACCACGCCGGGAGUUGAAUGCCUUUGCAGGGUGUUUGCUGGUUUCUGUGCUGCAGACAAGGGUUCAGCUUGCUGGGACGGGAAUAUGGGGGGAGAGAGGAGGAAGAGUCCUUCGAAUUGCGCAACAAGGACGAACCGACGUGCAACGGACGGGGCCAGCUGGAAGUGACGGUCUCCCAACCCACACGACCGGCCAACGGCACACCCAGUCUGUCAGGUGUUUCUGAGAAGUGCAGACUGAUGGCAGGGAAGUCUAAGCUGGAGGACGAACCGGAGUUGCUCGUUAAAGGCUGGCUCCUGAGGAACGUGCAGGGCGGCUGGCUCAGGCAGAGACGUUUCUGGUUCACGCUGAGCUCCGACUCACUGGACUGCUACAGCGGCCCCGAGAGAGACAGCAGCAGACUGGGCACACUGGUGCUCACCUCACUGUGCUCAGUGCUGUGGCCAGACAAACACACCUACAAACAGACAGGGUACUGGAGUCUUACAGUCUAUGGGCGGAAACACUGCUACAAGCUCUUCACUAAGCAUUUCAAUGAAGCAGUGCACUGGGCCUGUGCAGUACAGAAGGUCAUAGACAGUAAAGCACCAAUGGAGACGCCAACCCAGCUCCUGAUCCGAGACAUAGAGGAGAAUAAGUUUAACCCUGAGGUGGUGGAACACAUCUAUCAGCACAACCCCAUCCUCACAUACACCCAGAGUCCCCUCUAUGCCCCACUACUCCCCUUUCCCUACGGCAGCCUGGACGUCACACACAUGUCCAGUAAGGGCUACAUAUCGGUGCGCGAGGAGGCAGUGCGGCUGUUCCAGUGUCUCCAGCAGUUGGAGUCUGCGCGAGAGCCCAUCCCCCUGAUCCAGGGAGUCCUGCAGACGUGCCUUGACCUCCGACCCCUGCGGGAUGAGCUCUACUGCCAAGUCAUCAAGCAGACGAGCGUGUUGCAGACGCAGACUCAGAUGCAGGCCGGGCAGACGCUCCGCUAUUGGCAGCUACUGACCUGCAUGAGCUGCACAUUCCUACCUAGCAGCUCAGUGCUCAGAUACCUGCGCUUUCACCUGAAGAGGGUGCAGAGUGUGUGUGUGGACUCAGAGGUGGAGAGCUACGCGUCCUUCAUCACACACGCGCUGGAGAAGACGCGCUGCCGGGAGUGUGUUCCCUCCUGGGAGGAGAUCCAGGGCCUGAUGGCCCGCCAGGAGAUGCUGUGUACUGUGUAUUACCCUGGAUCAGGCUCCUGUACCCUGGGCAUCAGCUCCCAUACUACUGCUAAUGAGGUGGUGAGGAAGAUUGCCGAGCGCCUAGGCCUGCAGGACAGCUGUAACACCUUUGCUCUCUUCGAGCAGAAGUCCUGCUGUGAGCGGCCAGUCGCAGGCACGACCAUCAUCGCUGAUGUCAUCACCAGGUUUGAAAAUCUAUCAGCGAAGGAGCCAGCCUCAGACUCUCCCUGGAGACUGUACUUCAAACUCUACUGCCUCCUGGACACAGACAGCAUCAGUGCCGACAGCAUUGAGUACCUCUUCCUCUAUGAGCAGUGCCAUGAGAUGGUGGUGCGCGGGCAGUUGCCUGUAUGCGAGGACGACCUCCUGUCCCUGGCAGCCCUGCGCCUGCAGGCCCUGCUGGGCGACUACAGCCCACUGGCGCCGUGCCCACCGCUCGAGCAGCUGGUGCCGGCGCAGGCGCUGGAGGCGCGCGCCCUGCCCCCGCCAGCUGAGCCGCCCGCCUGCCCGUCCUUCGCGCCGGCCCUGCUCACUGGCGCCCUCUGGGGGCCCAAGCGGCGCGAGGAGCAGGACCGGCGGCUGCGGGAACGAGUGCGGGAGGAGGCCAGCGUCCUCACGGCUGGUGUGCUGGAGCGCUGGAAGGUUCUGGCCGGAUACGGCCGUGCCGACAGCAUGGCGGCCUACCUGGCUAUCGCACGCCAGUGGUCCGGCUUCGGCUGCACGCUGUACGAGGUGGACUUCUACAUAAGCUCGACGGGAAGCUUCUCUCAGCGCCUGUGGCUGGGAGUGGCGGCAUCCUGCGUGUCGCUGUAUCGGCAGGGCGAGCCCGAGGCCCUCGAGUCCCUGCCCAUCACACAGAUCUGCUCCUACGGCGUCUCCGACAGCAACACGUUCAGGAUCACUGCUGGGGACCGCGACCUGCUGUUUGAGACCACCAAGCUGGCUGAGAUCAUGCAGCUGAUGAAUGCCUACUUCAGUGCCACCCAACGCCAGCUGGGCAAGGAGGACUGCAUCACCAUGGAAACAACCCGCAAGCUCCGCCCCUCUCUGCUCGAACUACCCUCUCACCCAGUGUGAAGAGGCAUUUACAUACGCAUACACGCGUGCGCUCACACACACACACACACGCACGCACGUAAUAAGCAGUCUUGACUGAUUGCUUCAGUAACUUGAAGUGACUGUGGAAAGCGGGCGAACAAAGAGCGCACUGUCUGCUCCCUCCGUCCUGCACAGAAUGGACAGAAACUAAAGGAAAGGAAAGAGCAGAGGAAAGAGGGUGAACACCGGCAGGAAGGAGGAGAUGGACCAGCUCCAGGAGGGCCAGACAGCCGCCUUUACCCCCUCCCCCCAAACCCGGCAGGCCAGCUGGCCAAGCCCAGAGACGAGAGUCCUGCUCGGAGCACGGAGAGGCCGGGUGUGUCCCCAGCCUGCUGGAGCUCUGCCAGAGAUCCCAGAGCUCAGAGUGCAACCCUUACUGCUCGUUAGGAUACAGAGAGAUGGACAAGAGAGACCAGCCCAGAGGAACCGAGCAGGACACGUGUUCAGAUCCUCUCAUGGAAGCGGGACAGGGAGGACCUGCGCGUGUCUCUGGGCCUGCUCUGGGACUUCCUGUACACCUUCUGCGACUGGCCUCGUGUGACCUCGAGCUGGUAAUACAGACACAGAGUCCUUUUCGCCGUUCCGAACCUGCUUCACAGCUCCACACUGGCGCUCGUCUUGGCUGGGGAACAGGCAGGAUGUUCGCAGCACUUCCCAUCGUCCAAAGGAUCUCCGGUUCCUGCUUUUCUUGCUCCCAGCCAGACCAGGUGCUGCUUCCUCUGGUUCUGCGUCUACACUGUUGCUCCCUGCCAGGCUGCCCAGCCACGGUCCGAGGGGAGAGGUGGCAGAAUUUGCUGGCAGCUGGGAGCAUUUUUUGGAAACCCCAGCCCUGAGCUGUGGCAGUGAGCCAAUGAGAGCUGAGCAGCUAAGCCCCGCCUUCAGCCUGCUUUAAGACGAUCAUCUCUCAGCGUGACUGCUGAGGACCGCCCCCUGCAAUGCUUACGUUAAGGCAAACUCUACACCCAUAGAGAACCACCCCCUGUGAAGCUUUCAUUAACAUAUUCAAAAACCACACCCCCUCCCAAGAACCGCCCCCUCAAACACGGACCGAUCAGCAGGGCGGUUGGCACUGCCAGACUCCACAUACUCUAGUGACACACCCUCCCUUCAGUUCCUAUUUGGGUUUUAAUCUUGUUAUGAAGGUUUGUCAUGAAUAUAUAGGAUUCAUGACUAUAGGGUCAGAUGGCUUAUAACCAGUCUUUCAUCUGCUGAGUCUACUUUUGUUUUAACUUUUUUUUUUUUUUUUUUUAUGGCUACUUCGUGUUGUUUUGUAUUUAUGGAUGGCUGUUGUGUGGGAGUUUUUUAACUUGUCCCAUUUCCCUCAUUUUUAUAUCUCUUUAAUAAUCAGGACCUAGAACUGUUGUAUUAUUUCAUGAGUCAUGGUGUAUAGCAGUGGACGUUCAUUAUCCCUUCUUCAGAGGGGUACCUUAUAAUUACCCUGUUUUUCAGUAAAGCAAAGAUGUUAAAUACAUCAACAUGGACCAAAUAUCUUAGGUGGACAGGUACUGUUUCUCCAGGCAAGGAGGCCACAUCUUGGCCCUUAGCCAACAAUAACCCCAACACUUAUCCCUAGUCCCUAUUCAAGCUCUAACCCCAACCCUUAACCCUGGUCAAGCUCUAACCCCAACCCAAACACUUAUCCCUAGUCCCUAUUCAAGCUCUAACCCCAACCCUUAACCCUGGUCAAGCUCUAACCCCAACCCUUAACCCUGGUCAAGCUCUAACCCCAACCCAAACACUUAUCCCUAGUCCCCAUUCAAAAUCUAACCCUAACCACAACACUUUAACCCCUAGUCUCUAUUCAAGCACUAACCCUAACCACAACACUUUAAUCCCCAGUCUCUAUUCAAGAUCUAACCCUAAUCACAACACUUUAACCCUAGUCUCUGUUCAAGCGCUAACACUAACCCAAAACCUAACCCUAACUCUAGCCUCCAUAGGAACUCUAACCCCAACCCUAGUCGAGCACUGGCACUAACCGUAACCCUAGUCGAACUCUAGAGCUAACCUUAACCCUAACCCUAGUCCAGUUCUAACUCUAAUCCUAACCCUAGCUGUGUCUCAGGAUGCCACUGGUGCCUAUACACACUCAGCACUGACUAUAAACACUAAAAAGUGAGGCUGGGUCACCACCCCAGAUGCUUACAGGCUAGCUGUCGUCUUUAACCGUACUUGAGGUGCUUGUCAUUUUUGCCUAUUGUGUGGAAUCUGAUCUCAUGGAACCAAAUCCUGACACCCCUCCCACGUUAGUAGGCCAGGGGUUAAAAGGUAGUGUUUGCCAUGAUGUCCCUGUCCUGUCCCAUAGCAAAGACACUGGCCGAGUGUCUCUCAGCAGCUGCUGGCAGCUCCUCCCCCACUCUCUUAAAGCAACUCCCUACACAUAACGGAACACAGCAAAGCGGUGACUGUUCGAAUCAUUUCGUAUGCUGCAUGGUACUUCUCAAUGUUAUGCAUGUGUAGUCAAUUGCACUAUUGUUUGUACAGCUAACUUGAAUGUGCAAUAAUAAAAAUGAAUACUGUAUGUAAUUAAAAAUUAAAGACAUCACCAAUGGACCAUCA
Electrophorus electricus (electric eel) is the source of this 5369-nucleotide messenger RNA. It is a transcript of the gene plekhh3, whose product is annotated as pleckstrin homology, MyTH4 and FERM domain containing H3. Gene Ontology annotation, cellular component: cytoskeleton. Gene Ontology annotation, biological process: signal transduction. The record is from RefSeq and is a predicted model, not a curated record. NCBI's taxonomy places the organism in Eukaryota, Metazoa, Chordata, Actinopteri, Gymnotiformes, Gymnotidae.